UGUCCCUUGCCCCCACUGGGAGGACGGGGUCCUCACCUGUAAAGAAGACGGAGGUCCUCAUCUUUAAGGAGGCCUGACUGCCAGCCCUUCGCGGUGCUUUCUGUUUUCUCUCUGCGGCCGCACUGGGACGUUUGUCUGUGUUACUAUGUCCUUGUUAACUGUUUGUGCAUUUGUCUGUGUUACUGUGUCUUUGUUAACUGUCAUAACUGUUUACAUAAGGAGAAGGAGAUUACAAAUCUAUCGCAUAUCAGAAUGGCCAGCCUUUGGCGUGGGACUGCCCCGAGAAGGAACUUUCCACCUACCUACUAUCUUACAGGUUAAGGCCGUGAUCUUCAGGGACAAACCCGAUGGCCACCCUGACCAGGUGCCCAACAUCCUGGCCUGGCAGGACAUGACCGAAAAUUCCCCUCCUUGGCUAAAACCCUUUUUACCCCCCAAAGCACACAACUCGGCUGAAGGUAAGGAGAGACUCCGGGUCCACCGCCAGACUCUAAUGGCAGGUCUCAAGCCGACCAAUCUGGCCAAGGUCUAUGAUGUGAGACAGGGUAAGGAUGAGAGUCCAGCAGCCUUCUUAGAGAGAGUCAUAGAGGCUUUUAGGCAGCGCACCCCUAUGAACCCAGAAGCCCCGGAAACAAAGGCUGCAAUUAUCAUGGCUUUUGUUAACCAGGCCGCUCCAGACAUUAAAAAGAAAUUGCAAAGAGUAGAGAGACUGGGAGAGAAGAGCUUGCAGGACUUAGUGAUAGUAGCAGAACGAGUCUAUAAUAAUAGAGAAAGUCCGAAAGAACAACAAACCAAACUAAGUGACUGGCAGACCCGAAACCUGGCCAAGAUCCUGCUGGCCACAACCUGGGAUGACCCACAGGAAAGACGGAGGCACCUCAAGAAGCUGGCUUCAGGGACAGGUAAGGAGGAUGGCCCUGGUCCCCAUCGGGAGCGCCCUAAGCUGAACAAAAACCAAUGUGCUUAUUGCAAAGAAGAGGGCCACUGGGUAAAAAGCUGCCCUAACAAAAGAUCUAAGGCCCCUGCCAAGAUCUUGAAAAUGGAGGACCUGGCCGAUGGCAAUUAGGGGAGUCGGGGUUCGGCACCCCUCCCAGAGCCCAGGGUAACUCUUAAAGUGGAGGGGCAACCUGUUGAAUUCCUAGUGGACACUGGGGCACAACAUUCGGUUUUAUUACAAACCCAAGGGAAAUUGGCAAACAAAACUUCAUGGGUGCAAGAGGCCACGGGCACCAAACAAUACUCAUGGACUACCCGAAGAACGGAUUUCGGCAGGGGCCGGGUAUCCCACUCCUUCAUGGUCAUCCCUGAGUGUCCCUAUCCGUUGUUAGGUCGGGAUUUGCUCACCAAGAAGGGGGCACAAAUUUGCUUCCACCCCGAAGGGGCAAAAGUCCUAAACAAGAAGGGGCACCCGAUUCAGGUGCUUGUCCUGAGUUUAGAAGACGAAUAUCUCCACCAAAUGCCCUCAGCCCCAAUGACUGACAUUGACUGUUGGCUGCGGGAAUUUCCCCAAGCGUGGGCAGAAACUGGGGGAAUCGGGCUGGCCCAGCAUCAACCGGCCAUAUACAUAGAACUAAAGCCAGGGGCAGACCCUGUCAGGGUCCGCCAAUACCCCAUGCCUCUAGUAGCACGAAAGGGAAUCACACCCCACAUACGGCGACUACUGGACUCGGGCAUAUUAAGGCCCUGCCAAUCGGCCUGGAACACUCCCUUGCUGCUGGUUCAGAAACCGCACUACGAUUACAGGCCAGUCCAGGACUUGAGGGAAGUCAACCGGCGAGUAGAGGAUAUGCACCCUACGGUCCCAAACCCAUACACCCUCCUCUCCACCCUGCCUCCAGACAAAACUUGGUAUACGGUGUUAGAUUUAAAAGAUGCCUUUUUCAGCCUGCCUUUAGCACCCAGGAGCCAAGACCUCUUCGCCUUUGAAUGGACGGACCCUGAGAAAGGCAUCAAUGGCCCCCUCACCUCGACUCGACUACCACAAAGAUUCAAAAAUUCAUCGACCAUCUUCGAAGAGGCCUUACACGAAGACUUGGGUGAGUUCCGCUCCGAGCACCCUCAUUUGACUUUAUUACAAUAUGUAGAUGAUAUCCUGUUGGCGGCAGAGGACCAGGACAUGUGCCUGCAAGGCACCAGGGACUUGCUCCAGACCAUAGCGGCCCUAGGAUACCAGGCCUCAGCUAAAAAAGCCCAGAUCUGCAGAGCAGAGGUGAGCUACCUUGGGUACAAAUUAAAGGAUGGACAAAGAUGGUUGACGGAUGCACGGAAGGCAACUGUCUUAAGAAUCCCACAGCCGCAAACUGUCCGCCAGGUACGUGAAUUCCUGGGGUCAGCAGGGUUCUGUCGCUUAUGGAUUCCGGGUUUUGCUGAGAUGGCCAGACCCCUCUAUGAGGUCACCAGGCACCAGCAAAAGUUUGAAUGGACAGAGGCCAUGAACAGAGCCUUUAAUGACCUUAAACAGGCCUUACUGUCUGCCCCGGCCUUUGGGUUGCCCGAUCUAGCCAAGCCCUUCUACCUGUAUGUGGACGAGAAAGACGGGGUGGCAAAAGGGGUCCUUGUCCAGUACUUAGGGCCCUGGAAGAGACCCAUAGCCUAUCUCCCCAAAAAGCUGGACACGGUGGCUGCUGGAUGGCCCCCAUGCUUAAGAAUUAUUGCUGCGGUGGCCACUAUGGUCAAGGAUGCAGACAAACUGGCCAUGGGGCAAGAACUGCACGUUACCCCCCCACAUGCUAUUGCAGGGGCACUCAAACAGCCCCCAGACCGCUGGAUCAGCAAUGCCUGUCUGACCCAUUAUCAGAGCCUACUGCUGAACCCUACCAGAAUUUUAUUUAAGCCACCAACAACCCUGAAUCUGGCAACGCUACUCCCUAACCAGACUGGGACCCCCCCUCUGCAUGACUGUCAAGAAAUUUUGGCACAGGGGCACGGAGUCAGAGCUGAUCUCCAGGACCAGCCACUGUCGAAUGCGGAGGCCACCUGGGACACGGCCGGCAGCAGUUUUGUCCGAGAAGGAGUCAGAUGGGGGAGGGGGGGGGCAGCCGUAACCACGGAGACGGCGGCCGUCUGGGCGGGGCCACGGGCAGCCGGACCUCGGCUCAGGGCAGAACUGACCGCACUGGCCAAGGCGCUGACCAUGGGGGAAGGUAAACGAAUCAGCAUCUACGCCGACAGCAGGUCCGCCCUCGCCACCGCUCACCUCCACGGAGCCCUUUACAGGGAGGAAGGAGGGCUCCUGACAGCAGAGGGAAGGACUGUUCAAAACCAAACGGAGAUCCUUGAACUCCUGAGGGCCGUCCGGCUGCCCAAGGCCCGGGCCGUCACCCACUGUCCGGGGCACCAAAAGGCAGACAACGCCAGUAGCGGGGGAAACCGGUGAGCCGAUUUAAAAGCAAAGGAGGCGGCCCUUUUGGCGACCGAGGUCUUAGCAACCACGCUACCCGAUCCGGGGGCACCGACCCUGCCGGACACCCCCAACUAUACUGAUGCUGAUUUACACUGGAUCAAACGCUUGCCUGUGACCCAGCGCUUGCGUGGCUGGUGGAGGGCCGCAGACUCCAGCAUCAUCCUGCCAGAGGAACUAGGACGGCGAGGCCUAUCCCAAAUGCAUCGGAGUCCUCACAUGGGGACAAGGAAGACGGAAGACCUCAUACGACAUGCAAAGAUCACUAUUAAAGACUCUGGAGCAAAGAUCGAGCAGAUUGUGGCAAGCUGCCACGCAUGCCAGUUAACUAAUGCCACCGCCCAUGGAUCUAACCCGGGCACCCGGCUUCGGGGGGACCACCCAGGUGCCUACUGGGAAGUGGACUUCACUGAGGUAAAACCUGGAAAAUACGGAUACAGGUAUUUACUAGUGUUUGUAGAUACUUUUUCAGGAUGGACAGAGGCAUUUCCCACCAAACAUGAAACGGCACAGACCGUGACCAAGAAACUGCUGGAAGACAUCUUACCGAGGUAUGGUUUUCCUGUUAAAAUUGGGUCAGACAAAGGCCCAGGAUUCGUCUCUAAGGUAACAUAGGGAGUGGCACUAGUACUUGGGGCAGAUUGGAAAUUACAUUGUGCACAUAGGCCCCAGAGCUCAGGACAGGUAGAGAGGAUGAACAGAACAUUAAAGGAG
Molecule: messenger RNA, 4114 nt
Organism: Canis lupus familiaris (dog)
Lineage: Eukaryota; Metazoa; Chordata; Mammalia; Carnivora; Canidae
Biological process (GO): virion assembly; DNA integration; proteolysis
Molecular function (GO): nucleic acid binding; zinc ion binding; RNA-DNA hybrid ribonuclease activity
Source: RefSeq, a predicted model, not a curated record